AUGCUUGAUGAUUUAUUGCCAAAACCUGACACCGAAUGGGUUUUACUUGAAAAACUUGGACAGGGAACAUUUGGAGAAGUGUUUAGAGUUCGCCACCGUAAUCAAGAAAAUGUACAUGCAGCAGCAAAAAUUGUGCGUACAUUUGCUACUGAUAUUGCCGAUGAAAUACAAAAUGAAUUUCAAAUUCUUAAAAAUUUAUCUAUUCAUCCAAAUUUACCAAAAUUUAUUGGAAUAUAUUGUGAACAUGAAGAUGAUGAUCAACAAUCAGAACAAGAUACUCAUAAGAUAAAACUAUCAUCACAAAAUAAAAAUUUAAAAUGUUUAUGGUUUGUCAUGGAAUUGUGUGAGUAUGGAACAAUUGUCAAUCUUUUAAACAGAAUACGUGAAAAUCAAUCAUUUGAAACAAUAAAUCAGGCAGACAUUCUCAUCUACGAUUUUAAUCAACAAUUAGAAAAAGUAACAAUCUAUGCUAUUCAUUCGGCAUUAGAAGCUCUUCAGUUUUUACACUCAAAUGGUAUUAUGCAUCGAGAUGUCAAAGGUAGUCAUCUGCUUGUGACAUUAACCUAUGGUAUCAAAUUAAUUGACUUUGGCGUAUCAGGUUCAUUUGGAACUGAUGAGAAACAGAAACGAAAUUCAUGUGUGGGUACAGCUUUAUUUAUGGCUCCUGAAAUCAUUGCUUGUCAACAACAGUUUGAUUAUGAAUACGAUGAAAGAUGUGAUAUUUGGUCAUUGGGUAUUACGGCAGUUGAAUUAGCUGAAGGUCAACCACCAUUAUCACAUAUUCAUCCAUCAAAAGCAUUAUUUGAUAUACCACGAAAUCCUCCACCAAGUUUACAAAAUACAUCAUUGUGGUCAAAUGAAUUUAAUAAUUUUAUUAGUUCAUGUUUAAUCAAAGAUUAUGAGCAACGACCAACAGCCAAACAAUUAUUAACUGAGAAUACAUUUGUUAAUGUUGAUAAUGAAACAUUGGAAUAUUAUAGACAAUUAUUAAAACAAUUACAUGAAACUUCAAAAAUUGUUGAUCAUGUAACUACAACAGGCGAUAUUGGAGAAAAUAACAGCAAUGUUUUUAGUAAACAUGUUGCCUAUAUCAAACAAAAUGAUUCAAAACUAAGGGUCAAAGAUAGCUCUGUUUUCGAUGAGCCUAAAAAAACAACUCAUUUGUCGAUACCAAUAGAUUCAAUUCCGCACAAGGAUAGGACAUUACGUUACAAUAAACAACAUAAUUUAUCGAUUUCUUUUGAAAAUGAUACUGAAAAUGAUAAUCCAUGGAUGAGUAAACAGAAAAAUCCAAACGAUAUUGAUAAUGAAAAUGAUUUAGCUCAAUUAGCUUAUCUUGAUGAACAAACAUUAAUUCAAUCAUUGAAAAGACGAUUCGAAAAAACACUUAUUUAUACGUAUAUUGGUGAUAUUUUAAUUGUCAUUAAUCCAAAACAAUAUUUACCUAUUGAUACUUUAUAUUUUCAAUUGAAAUAUUCAAAACAAUCAUACACUCAAUUAUUACCACAUAUUUAUUCAAUAGCAAAAAAUGUCUAUAAUCAAAUGAUUGUUACAGGAAAAUCACAAUGUAUUCUAAUAUCGGGUGAAUCGGGAUCAGGCAAGUACUUUUGUUCGAAUCAAAGUAAAACUCAUUCAGCACAAAGUGUUUUAACAGAAUUAGCAUUAUUAGGCUACAAUGAUGGUAAUGAAAAUCGUACAUUAGAAAAUCGUUUAAUCAAAAUGAAUUUAUUGCUAGAAGCAUUUGGUAAUGCAAAAACAAUUUUAAAUAACAAUUCAUCACGAUUUGGAAAAUUGUUAGAAAUAUUUUUUUCUCCAAAUGGUACUAUUGUUGGAUCAAAAUUAUCUGAAUUUUUAUUAGAAAAAACGCGUGUAAUUAAACAUAUGACAGGUGAAAGAAAUUUUCACAUAUUCUAUUAUUUAUAUGAACAUUUUUUAUCAUUAAAACGACAUAAUGAAUUUGAAAAUAUAUUUGAAAUUGAUUCAAAAAAUUGGAAAGAAAAUUUAAAACAAUAUUCUCAAUUUAAUCGUGAAAUAAAUUAUUCAUAUCUUGGUGAUUGUACAAAUAAUAAAUUUGAUAUUGAAACAUUUUUAAACAUUUUUAAAACAUUUCAUGAAUUAAAUUUUGAUGCUGACGAAUGUUCAUCAAUAUUAAAUAUAUUAAAUGGAAUAUUAUAUUUAGGAAAUAUUGAAUUUAUUAAUAAAAUAACGGAUGGUAAUGAUACAGCUGAUAAAAAUCAUCGUGGAUGUCAAAUAACUCAUACUUCAAUUCAAUAUGUACCGUUUGUUAGUAAUCUAUUUUCUAUUGAAAAAAAUCAAUUAGAACAUUCAUUGUGUGAAUCAAGUUUAAUGACACGUGGUGAAACCGUUAUUAAAUAUAAUACUUGUGAUGAAGCUAGACAAACAAGAGAUUCAAUGGCCAAAGCUUUAUAUAGUCGAUUAUUUGACUGGAUUGUGUAUGGUAUGAAUCGUUAUUUUAAAAAUGAAGUAGAAAAGAAACAUCAAUCAGAUAUUAAAUAUAGGUCAAGUUUUAAAAAUCGAACAACAUCAACAUCAUCAUCAUCAAUAAUAUCAAAAACAAUAGAUUAUAAUAAAAUGAUGAAUAAUUAUGAUGAUUUUCAAAAAACAUUUAUUACAGAUAGAAAAGAAACAAAUAUUUCUCAACAACAUCAACAUGAUGAACAACAACAAUGGCAAACAAUCGCAAUUCUUGAUGUAUUCGGAUUUGAAGAAUUUGUUCAUAAUUCAUAUGAACAAUUAUGUAUAAAUAUUGCAAAUGAACAAUUACAAUAUUAUUUUCGACAACAUAUUUUUCAAUGGGAAUUGCAAGAAUAUGAAAAUGAAGGUUUAAUAAAUAAACACAAUAAUGAUGGUACUGAUAGUAUGGAGCAAUCUGAACAAUCAAAUAAUAUUAAUUUUGAUCAAAUUAAUUUUCCCGAUAAUCGUGGUAUAUUAGAUAUGUUUUUGGCUAAACCUAUUGGUUUAUUAGCAUUACUCGAUGAAGAAAGUCGUUUUCCUCAAUCGAAUUCUCAAACAUUAAUUGAAAAGUGGCGACAAAAUUUGACAUCACCUUAUUUUUCUGUUUCAUCAACUAAUACACUUAAAAAAGGUCAACGUAUAUCUACGCUACAAGAACAACCAUUAUUUAUUAUCAAACAUUAUGCUGGAACAAUUGAAUAUAAUGCAGGAAGUUUUUUAGAAAAAAAUCGUGACUAUUUACCAAUGGAAAUAAGUGAACUAUUAAUAACAAGUGAAAAUCAUUUAAUUAAUCUUUUAUUUCGAAGUCGUUUGCGAAAAACGGGUAGUAUAUCAUAUACUACUAGUCAAAAACAAGAAGAAAAUAAAGUAUUUCGUACAGUAAAUAGUAAACAAAUGUUAAUAAAUACACAAAAUCGUACACAAGCCACAGUAUCAACAUAUUUUCGAUACUCUUUAAUGGAAUUAAUUAGUAGAAUAGCCCCGGCACAGCCAACAUUUGUUCGUUGUUUAUUACCGAAUAGAGAACAUUCUCACUCUAUAAACAACGAAAAUGAUACUACCUAUGUUUUAUUUGAUGAAAAAGUUGUUCUUGAACAAAUUCAAUAUUCUGGUAUAAUGGAGACAAUUCAAAUACGAAAUCAUGGUUAUUCACAUCGAAUAGUAUUUGGAGAGUUUAUUCAAUUGUAUGCUGUACUUGCUUAUAAAUUUACAACUGAUUAUCAUACGUUACCAUCUAAUGGUCAAACAUGCAAUGAAAUUUUGAAAAAAUUGAAUUUUAAUCAUUAUGCUAUUGGAAAAACAAAAGUAUUUUUAAAAUUUUAUCAUAUGGAACGUCUAAUAUCAAUGUACAAACACCUUAUAUCAUCAAUUAUAUUUAUACAAUCACAUAUCCGAAUGAAAUCAACAAGAAAAUAUUAUAAACAAUUGAUAAAAGAAGAAAUAAAAAGUGAAAGUGAAAGAGCGGCAUUAUUACUUCAAGCAUCCGUGCGUGGAUGGUUAACAAGACGACAAAUAAAUAAUAAACAACAAGCAACACAAAAAGCAACAUUAUUAAUUCAAACAUAUUGGAGAAUGUGGAAAGCGCAAACAAUUUAUGAACGUUUAAAAUUAAAUCGAUUAAACAAUCAUAUGCAUAUAUCAUAUUAUAUGAAACAAGUUGAACUAUUUGGUAAUGAGUUAUAUUUAGCAUUAAUUAGUCAACCAUUAACAAUACAAAUUAAUAAAAAUCAAAUUUCAUUAUCAAUAAUUACUAAAAAUGAUAUUAAAUUGAAUAAUGAAGAAAAACAACAACGACCAAAAAAAUCAAAUAUUGUUAGUAGAAGACGUGUUACAACAAGUCGUUAUUAUGAUGAAAUUCAUAAAGAAUACAAGAAAAAACAACAGCAUGAACAAAAUGUGAAACGUAGAUCGAUAAUUGUUAACGAACAACCUCAAUUUGUCUCAAUACCAAAAGCACCACCAUAUCCACCACCAGAAUUUUUUCAAACAUUUACACCAAAAUCAGAAGCAGUAGUAAAUCCAUUUUAUAAGCGUCAACUCUCGGAACCAAUUGCCUUCUCAAAUCCAGUAGAAGAAUUAAAACUUAUAUUAUCCCGUCAAACAAAACCAUCUCAUAAUGAUCAGACAAAUACGUAUUUAAGUUUACCACGACGUUCGUUAAGUCAACAAAAAUUUAUGAUGAAAGAUAAUAGUCAUCCAACGACUACUGAUUCAGCAUUGUUAGCAGAGACCAAUGGUGCUGAUUUUCCAAUAUUGAAAAGUUCAAAUAAUCUAGAAUCAUCAUAUGAACAUGAAUAUACCGUAACUGAUAACAAUAGGAGUAGUGACUUGUUAUUAACGAAAAAAACUUAUGCUACUAGUGAUUCAAGUUCAAGUACAUCGAGUCUUAAAGUAGGAAAUAUAAUAUUAGCAAAAACAGAUGUUCGUAAUUUAAAAGCAGGUCUAAGAAAAACGGGUUAUGAACCAGAUAUCAAUCAAACAUUGCGUCGCAAAAUACCAAAUGAAACAAAACAAAUGGAUUUUCGAAACGUUUUACGUGCACGACAACAGAAACAAAGUGGUUAA
Messenger RNA from Didymodactylos carnosus, 5040 nucleotides. The record is from the annotation of a GenBank genome assembly. NCBI's taxonomy places the organism in Eukaryota, Metazoa, Rotifera, Eurotatoria, Philodinida, Philodinidae.